Poecilia latipinna (sailfin molly) is the source of this 3689-nucleotide messenger RNA. Its product is annotated as cAMP-specific 3',5'-cyclic phosphodiesterase 4C-like. The record is from RefSeq and is a predicted model, not a curated record. The coding region runs from base 954 to 3110 and encodes 718 amino acids. Lineage: Eukaryota; Metazoa; Chordata; Actinopteri; Cyprinodontiformes; Poeciliidae. The transcript is spliced from 16 exons. Gene Ontology annotation, biological process: signal transduction. Gene Ontology annotation, molecular function: 3',5'-cyclic-nucleotide phosphodiesterase activity.
CCACCACUCUCAGGAGAGGCAAGAGGGAGGGCAGAAGCCUGUAAUGGCCUGCGCUGACAGGGACUGCAUGGGACAGCCCACUCCAGAGAGCAUCUGAUGGGAUUAGAACACUCUUUCCAGUUCAUUUUUCCCCACUAAGAAUAAUUCCACUCACUCCGCUCACGGUGUAGCACGAUAGAGGCGAGUGUACAAUGAGACUGACUGAUUUUUGUUAAGGACCUGACUUUGGCAGAGAAAGAAAACCCAGGGAGCUUUCCUAAAGGAUUCCGUUUUGUAAGUUUCCAACGUCAUCCAGAAGUAGUCAAGUUUGUUUCCUAUUAAACUGCAGAGGAGGAGAGAGGAGGAAAAAAAUCCUUGAUCCUGUGGUCUUGUGGUAAGCUAGAAUGAGAAUGAGAUGACGGCUGACACUGUCUUCAGACCCUUCACCUUCCCCGUUCCUGAAGCGUUCCGUCUGCUCUUUCUGUGAUUUGGGUUUGACAGUCAAGACUUUGCCUUUUUAGACUUCUCAUCGUCCACAUUCAUUCUGAGGGAAUCUAGUCUUCUCCAGAAAAAUCAAGCGGAUGCACACUUACAUCUGGAACUGAAAUGUGAAAUCGGACUUUUACUUUGAUACACCUCCCAGCCUGAGCAGGACUGUGGUCAUCUUUAUUUUUACUCCCACCGGCUGUGACUGGGGCCCUUGCAUGUUGCUGUUUUGCAUCUUCAGGUUGCUUUGCAUUUGCUGCUCUCGCUUCACAUUUUCCUGUACCUUCCUCUCAUUGAAACUUGUCUCCUAGUUGCCAUAAGUUUGGACUGAGAUCACACUCAGGAAUUGAGAUUGAUUGAAGAUCCAUGACUCUAUGGAGGUACUGGUUACACCGCAGAGGUUCCGCUUCACUGUCCCCCUCCCAGAGAUGCUUCUCCGGUGAAUUUCCACGCUCAGCCCAAAUCCUCUUGAACCUGCAUCUGACAUAAUGAACAAAGACUCCCGCUUUUCUCGGAAGACGCAUGGCAGCUUCUCCACACGCAGGCACUCCUGCAUCGGUUUUGAUGUGGAGAAUGGAUUAUCAGUGGCACGCAGCCCCCUGGACGCCCAGAGCAGCUCCAGCUCUGGUCUGGUCCUCCAGGCCAACUAUCCUCAUAGUCAGAGGCGGGAAUCCUUCCUGUACCGCUCUGACUCUGACUUUGACCUUUCACCUAAAGGUCCCUCCAGGAACCUGUCAUCAGCCAGUGAUCUGGAAGAAAGCUUGAAGCACUGGGAGGUCAACUGGUUGUCGUCUCGACACUCAGAAGAUAUGAUUGUCACACCAUUUGCACAGGUCCUCGCCAGCUUGAGGACAGUCCGAAGUAAUUUUGCCCUCAUAACUGGACAGCAGGACAGAGCAGCUAGCAAGACACGCUCCUCAGGAAGCCACCCACCCUCAAUGUGUAAAACCACUGUUGCAGAGGAGCCCCACCAACAGCUGGCCAUAGAGACUCUGGAUGAGCUGGACUGGUGUCUAGAUCAACUAGACACGCUGAAAACUCGACACUCUGUCAGCGAGAUGGCUUCCAACAAGUUCAAGAGAAUGCUGAACCGAGAGCUCAGUCAGCUGUCAGAGACCAGCCGCUCUGGGAACCAGGUGUCUGAGUUCAUCUCCAGCACUUUUCUUGAGAAGCCAGAUGACAUGGACAUUAUGUCUCCUCCUACCAAGGAGAAAGACAAAAAGAAGCGUCCCAUGUCCCAGAUCAGUGGCGUCAAGAAGGUCACCCACAGCCUUGUUCCCUCCACCAUCCCUCGCUUUGGGGUCAACGCUAGUCAGGAGGAGUUCCUCGCAAAAGAGCUUGAGGACGUUGACAGAUGGGGACUCGACAUCUUCAAGGUUGCAGAGUACUCUGGAAAACGCCCAUUGACAGUCACAAUGUACACAAUCUUUCAGGAGCGCGAUUUGCUGAAAACAUUCAAGAUUCCUGUAGACCAUUUUAUUAACUUCAUGAUGACACUGGAGGAUCAUUACCGCUCUGACGUGGCUUACCAUAACAACAUCCACGCUGCAGAUGUGGUGCAGUCCACGCACGUGCUGCUGUCCACCCCUGCUCUGGAGGCCGUAUUUACUGAUCUGGAAAUUCUGGCCGCACUGUUUGCCAGCUCCAUCCAUGAUGUGGAUCACCCUGGAGUUUCCAACCAGUUUCUCAUCAACACCAACUCUGAGCUGGCCCUGAUGUACAAUGAUCUGUCAGUGCUGGAGAACCAUCACCUGGCCGUGGGUUUUAAGCUUCUGCAGGAGGAUAACUGUGACAUCUUCCAGAACCUGAGCAAAAAACAGAGACAGUCUCUGCGCAAGAUGGUCAUCGACAUGGUGCUGGCCACUGACAUGUCAAAACACAUGAACCUACUAGCAGACUUAAAAACCAUGGUGGAGACAAAGAAAGUAACCAAUCUGGGUGUUCUCCUGCUGGACAACUAUUCAGAUCGCAUACAGGUUCUUCAGAACAUGGUGCACUGCGCGGACCUGAGCAAUCCCACCAAACCCCUUGAACUGUACCGUAAGUGGACAGACCGCAUCAUGGUGGAGUUCUUCACUCAGGGUGACAGGGAGAGAGACAAAGGAAUGGAGAUCAGCCCCAUGUGUGACAAACACAACGCCUCCAUAGAGAAGAACCAGGUGGGCUUCAUCGACUACAUCGUCCAUCCGCUCUGGGAGACGUGGGCUGACCUGGUGCACCCUGAUGCUCAGGAGAUCUUGGACACGCUGGAGGACAACAGAGAGUGGUACCAGAGCAUGAUCCCUCGCAGCCCCUCGCCUAGGCCCCAUGGCCAGGGAGGAAGGGGGUCUCUGGAGGAAGCCUCGGUGCCCGGCGAGGGCCCAGGUUCCAUGAUGGCCGAGAAGUUCCAGUUUGCACUGACUUUAGAGGAAGAGGGUGAGUCUGACACGGAGGGCUCACCAAGAGAGGAGAAGGGUAGCAGAAGCCUAACCAAACACAGCGGUGCGUUUGAUUCUGGAUCCAUACCAACUCGACGGCUCAACAAGAUCCUCACCAGUGACUCAGGCAGGACAUUUUCUCUGGACUCUGAAAAUGAUAUGGCAGAAGACAGAGAAACAGACCCAGAAGGCCCCUCUGUGGUCCCACGUUUCAGACUCGGCACAUAGCACCAGCCACAAGCGUCUCCCCCUCAGACCUUCUUUGUUUCACUCAGAUUGAUAUCAGUGCCUUGUCCUCUGUCACUGUUCUUCCUUCAUUUCAAACUGAUGCUGUCCUUCUCCAAGUCUCCCCCAACAGGGUGACAGUGUAAAGUUAUUGAAGUGUAGAUAUUUGUGUGGAGGAUGAGGAUGGUUCCUUGCACUGAAAAAAACACUGACAGGUUUGAACACUGUUCCAUGAAAGACACAAAACAACUUUCCUACCUGUCUGUUGUCUUCUUUGUUUUCAUAUAAUGAGGACAAGAAGUAAAAAAAGGCUCUACCAGUCAGUCAAAGGUCUAAAACUAAAGACUGAGGUGUCUUCUCAGAAUUGAUGAAACUUCUCAGUGAUGAAACUGAGAAAGUGAUGAAGCACUAUAAAAAAGGUCCUUUAAUAGUUGUUGCCAUGCAGAUUAGAAGGACAGUUUCUAUUCUGCCUGAUUUUUUAUCAGGAGGCUGUAGCGUAUUCUUCUCUCUUAUCUCUAUUUAUUCUCUAUUUGAAUAGUCAGUAAAAACAGAACACAGAGGAAUAAAGUUAUUGGAGUAAAA